CUAGAAAGGUGAUCCCGCCAGAAGGACGGUGCACGUGCUGUGCUUCGGGAAUCGGAGCCUUCGACUAGGUCCAGCUAACUUAGUCCACUACCAACAUCAUAUUCGAUGGAUUCAACACUACCCGCGUUAGAAAGACUUCCGGCCGAACUCCUCCACCAAAUCUUCUCUCUAGCCAUACUUCAGCCCGUGAACAACAGGGUUCGAUCUGAGGCUGACAUAUCAGAUGGGCGAAGAUGGCCAGAUGUUUUCGACUACGAGAAAGGCCCUUGGUCUAUCAGCAGAGUUUGUAGUCGAUGGAGAAUAGUUGCAAUCUCAUCUUCCGACCUCUGGUGUCAUUUUAUGCUGGGUACCGUAAACCUUGGUCGAAGUGGGCAACAGACAGCUCUCAAAACCUGGCUCGACCGCUCAGGGACACAUACCAUAUCCUUUCUUAUUCAAACACACCGAAUAUGCAACCACAACGAAAAUAGCUUACUCUUUCGGCUGCUGAUGGAACAUUCAUCCCGUUGGAAGAGUAUCGAAGUCAUCAAUAGCACCUACUCGUUGUGGGAGAUGUUGAAUACUGCUGGUGUUGGCAAUCGGUUGAACUCGCUUCGACGCGUUACCAUGCUAGCAGACGGUGAGGAAGACUCGUAUAUGGAUCAAGGCUCUUUCGAGAUGGACAUGCCCACCUACGAUACAUUCCACCAAGCUCCCCAUUUAUCCGAAUUAAUCAGCCGGGACUUUAUAACGUUUUGCGACAAAGACGGUCAUCCGAAACUCCCAUGCACGCAGCUAACAACAUACGAAGGAUCAUGCCGCGUUACGUACGACUACCAUUUCUCCGUCAUACGACACUCUCCAAACUUGAAUUCACUCCGCCUUGAACUGAUUACUGGGAUCCGUGGGUACCUGAAUAAUUCACGUUUUCAAUGGCAGGGUGGAGAGGUAUUUUCCUUUCCCAAACUACGCACGCUAACUAUUUGGAUCGCUGCAUGUCAAUCCAGUGACAUUCUUGAAGAAGAACAGAUGUUCGACGAGUUUCGUUUGUUCAACCUCCCUGCUCUCGAAGGUCUCUCUAUUACUACCGAACAACAGACCAUGACAGCUCCUUACCACUCCUUCGCAGCGGCGCUGCGUUCUUCGGACUGUGCACUCCAGAAGCUUGAACUUUCGGGUUGCCCAGUUCAACCAAGCGACAUUAUCGAUCUUCUCCGAGCUGCACACGCAGUGCGCCAUCUCUGUCUAUACGGUUUCUCUUCACUUCAGCAUUUCGUCAUUUCGCAUCUCGUACUGGAAGGGAAGGCCCGGGACGAGGUUUUACUACCCUUUCUGAGGACAAUCGAGCUGAAGUAUUCCACAACUGAAGGUUUCUCCGAAUUGGAACAUCCUACACUAGUAAGGAUGAUACGCUCGCGUUGUCACUCGCCGUCAACACGUGUUAACGAAGCCCAUUUUUCGUUUGGGAGGGACGACUGGGGGAAGGAUUAUCGAACAUCUUUGCCGCUUCAUUCACCAUCUUUAGACAGUUUGAAAGAUUUACAGAAGGAAGGCUUCAAGUUAAUUUUUCGUCAGUUGUGUGAAAUAUGACCGCGGGGAGCGAUAAUCUUUUGAAGUCAUCUAAGUACAUACAUUUUCC
Molecule: messenger RNA, 1618 nt
Organism: Marasmius oreades (fairy-ring Marasmius)
Lineage: Eukaryota; Fungi; Basidiomycota; Agaricomycetes; Agaricales; Marasmiaceae
Exons: 1
Coding region: 106-1569 (487 amino acids)
Source: RefSeq, a predicted model, not a curated record